AUGAGUCUCAGUCUUAACCUCCGAAGGAGCUCCAUAUGCCCUUACAAGCCGACUCUCACACACGCCAACCUCGAUGAUCAGGGAGGAAAGGUCUUUAUCGUCACUGGAGGCUCUGGUGGACUCGGCAAGGAACUUGUCAAGAUUUUGUACCAGCACAACGCGAGAAUCUAUAUUGCAGCCCGAUCAGAGGAAAAGACGAACGAGAUCAUUGCAGAAUGCAAGCAAGACCAUCCUACGUCGAAAGGGGAACUUUUUUUCUUACGACUAACUCUUGAUGAUCUCUCGACUAUCAAGCAAACAGCGCAAGACUUCCUCGCUCGCGAAUCCAGACUUGAUGUAUUAUGGAACAAUGCCGGUGUCAUGGUUCCUCCUAAGGGUUCGAAGACGAAACAGGGCUAUGAGCUGCAGCUGGGUGUUAAUAACCUUGCGCAUUUCCUUCUAACGCAUUUCCUCCGUCCGGUGCUGGAGAAGACAGCUCAGGUGGCUCCGAAAAACUCUAUCAGAGUCAUCUGGGUGUCGUCGAGUGCUGCUGACGCAGCGCCAAACCCGGCUAUUGACUUCUCCAACAUGGAUUACCACAAAGAGGAGGGUAUCUGGCAGAUGUACUCUCGAAGCAAGGCUGGAAAUGUGAUCCACUCAUGCGAAUUCGCCAGAAGAACAAAGGGUUCGGGUAUUAUUAGUCUUGCUCUGAACCCCGGAAACUUUGUCACUAAUCUGCAGGACAAUAUGCCUAAGCUACAGCUUGCUGCAUUUAAAAUGAUUGCCUCCGAACCCAUCAACGGCGCAUAUACGGAGCUAUUCGCAGGCCUCAGUCCAAGUAUUACAGAGGCGAAUAAUGGAGGGUGGGUCUCGCCGUUUGGCAAGAUCGAAGCCCCCCGCAAAGACUUUACCGAAGCUGAGAUUGGAAACCAGUACUGGGAAUGGUCUGAGACACAAGUGAGACCGUAUUGGUGA
Trichoderma virens Gv29-8 is the source of this 954-nucleotide messenger RNA. RefSeq lists its product as uncharacterized. The coding region runs from base 1 to 954 and encodes 317 amino acids. Lineage: Eukaryota; Fungi; Ascomycota; Sordariomycetes; Hypocreales; Hypocreaceae. The transcript has 5 exons. The record is from RefSeq and is a predicted model, not a curated record.